This is a messenger RNA of Malurus melanocephalus (red-backed fairy wren), 887 nucleotides long. RefSeq names its product cleavage and polyadenylation specificity factor subunit 1-like. The record is from RefSeq and is a predicted model, not a curated record. Bases 1 to 858 code for a protein of 285 amino acids. Gene Ontology annotation, molecular function: nucleic acid binding; protein binding. The transcript is spliced from 8 exons. Lineage: Eukaryota; Metazoa; Chordata; Aves; Passeriformes; Maluridae. Gene Ontology annotation, cellular component: nucleus; mRNA cleavage and polyadenylation specificity factor complex.
AUGUCCCUGUCACAGAUCUUCCUGUGGAGCCUGAAGGACAAUGUGAAAAUCUUGGUGGCCAAUGAGGCAUCAGUGGCCACCAAGAGGUGUCAGUGGCCACCAAGGGAGGUUUCAGUGGCCACCAAGGAUGUUUCAGUGGCCACCGUGUCCCUGUCGCAGAUCUUCCUGUGGAGCCUGAAGGACAACAUCUUCCUGUGGAGCCUGAAGGACAACGAGCUGACGGGGAUGGCGUUCAUCGACACGCAGCUCUACAUCCACCAGAUGAUCAGCGUCAAGAGCUUCAUCCUCGCCGCCGACCUCAUGAAGAGCAUCUCGCUGCUGCGCUACCAGGAGGAGAGCAAGACGCUGUCCCUCGUCAGCCGGGUGGGCUACCGAACUGACCCUGGGGCUAGGCUACCAAACUGUCACUGGGGCUACCAGGAGGAGAGCAAGACGCUGUCCCUCGUCAGCCGGGACGCGAAGCCGCUCGAGGUGUACAGCGUGGAUUUCAUGGUGGACGGGUCCCAGCUCGGCUUCCUGGUGUCCGACCGCGACCGGAACCUGUUGGUCUACAUGUACCUGCCCGAAGCCAAGGAGUCCUUCGGGGGGCUGCGGCUGUUGCGCCGCGCCGAUUUCCACGUGGGCGCCCACGUCAACACCUUCUGGCGCACACCGUGCCGCGGCCACGCCGAGGGACCCAACCGGCGCUCCAGCACCUGGGAGAACAAGCACAUCACCUGGUUCGCCACACUGGACGGGGGUCUGGGGCUGCUGCUGCCGAUGCAGGAGAAAACCUACAGGAGAUUGCUGAUGCUGCAAAACGCGCUGAGCUCCGCCCUGCCACACCUGGCUGGGCUCAACCCACGGGCGUUCAGGUAAAUCACACCUGGGGACACCUGGACACACCU